AUGCCACAUGCUCUUGCUAAGAGCAUGAAGAAGGUUGCAGAGCACAACAACAACUUUUACUUCAACGGCAAGAAGGGUGUAUGUGGGAGGAAGAGGACACUGUUGGAGGAGCAGAUCACAGAAGCCAUCGACAAGCUUGAUUCCAGAGAGCUGGUUGAUGGCAAGCAGGUGAAGUGCAUCCUCUUCCCCAAUGUCCCGUCUUUCACUGUGCAUCACAGUCACUACAGCAUUGCUCUUCCUAACCCUUCCAACUCACAGGUCCGGGAUGCACUCACCAAAGCCGGUCUUCCUGGCUUCGCGCAACGACAGAAGCUGCCACUCACCAACAAGCAUCUCACCCAGCGCCGGCAAAUAUACAAGAAGUUCGAGGCUUGGACAGACCCCAAGUUCUUCAAGAUGGGUGUCAUGAUUGUCAGUGACAAGACAAAAAUGAUGCUGGGGUCAUUGGACGGUCAGCGCUGUUGA
Messenger RNA from Mycena citricolor, 465 nucleotides. The record is from the annotation of a GenBank genome assembly. Lineage: Eukaryota; Fungi; Basidiomycota; Agaricomycetes; Agaricales; Mycenaceae.